CAGCCCAUCUCGCUCCCGCUUUCCCAUCGCUCUCGCGCGUCCCUGUCCGCGGGAAUCCACCUCAGUCCAGCCACACCGCAAUGCUGCUGCGUCUGCCUCUGCGUGCUCAACACCUCCGCUGCAUAAAAGCAACCCUCCCUUCUCUCCCUCACUUCCCCGUCGCGCUGUCUACCUCUCUCUCUCUCUCAUCACAGCACAGCUCCAGCUCUAGGCUGUAGAGGGUGGAAGAAGCGAGGUCGAGUCACAGAGGCCUGCAGCAACCGUCUGCGCUGAGCAUCGAGGCCGCGCUCUGCAGUCUGCUGUCUGCUCUCCCUCGAUAAGCCGGGUUCCAAGCUAGCUCUGCAGAGUGUGAGCUCUGACUGAACACGAAGUGAUUGGCGGCUUCUCAUCGAUCGAUGGUUGUGUUGUGCUGGCCAUCUGAGCGAUGAACCAGUUCGUCCCUGAUUGGAGCAACAUGGGAGACACCUCCAGGCCGCUCGGCGAAGAAGACGACCUCAUCGAGCUGCUAUGGUGCAACGGCCAUGUCGUCAUGCAGAGCCAGAGCCACCGGAAGGUGCCGCCGAGGCCGGAGAAGGCGGCGGCAGUGGCGGCUCCACCAGCCCCCGCGUCCGUGCCGCAGGAAGACGAGGGCGGCCUGUGGUUCCCCUUCGCGCUGGCCGACUCGCUGGACAAGGACAUCUUCUCGGAGUUCUUCUGCGAGGCACCGACGCCGGCACCGGCGGCGGCGGAUGCGGCGCCGGCGGCCUCUGGUGGUGGAACCGGCACCGAAGCCGGCGGCAAGUCGUGCGGCGGGGACGUCCCAGUCCCAGCAGAGGACGACAGGCGCGGCGGCGGCGGGGCGUGCGCGGUGUCGGCGGGGGACCCGUGCGACCUGAUGCCGCCUCCCAAGUCGACGCCCGCGUCCUGCUCCAGGCAGCAGACGACGAUGAGCCUGGCCAACGGCGGCGACAAUGCCGGAGGGGACCUGCCGGGCCUCGUCCGUGCGGGGGCGGAGGCCGGCGCGUCGUCGAUGCUGAGCGCGAUCGGGUCCAGCAUCUGCGGGAGCAACCAGGUCCUGGUGCAGCGCGCGGCGUGCGCGCCGGGGCGCGCGUCCGCGUCCGGCUCCGGAACCGCCCGCGGCGACGGGUCCGGGUCCGCCGCGCUGCCGUCGGCGGUGGGCAGCGCGAACGCGAACGCCGUGGGCGGCGGCAGGGGCCACGAGGCGUCCUCGUCGGGGCGGUCCAACUACUGCUGCUUCGGCGCCGCCACCACCACAACCACAACCACCACCACGGAGCCCGCGAGCACCAGCAACCGGAGCAGCAAGCGCAAGCGGCUCGACACCGAGGACUCGGAGAGUCCCAGCGAGGACGCGGAGUCGGGGUCCGCCGCGAUGUUGGCGCGCAAGCCGCCGCAGAAGAUGACGACGGCGCGGAGGAGCCGCGCCGCCGAAGUGCACAACCUGUCGGAGCGGAGGAGACGAGACAGGAUAAACGAGAAGAUGAGAGCCCUGCAAGAGCUCAUACCUCACUGCAACAAGACGGACAAGGCGUCAAUGCUUGACGAGGCGAUCGAGUACCUCAAGUCGCUGCAGCUGCAAGUGCAGAUGAUGUGGAUGGGCAGCGCCGGCAUCGCGGCGCCGCCGGCGGUGAUGUUCCCCGGCGUACACCAGUACCUGCCUCGGAUGGGCGUCGGGAUGGGCGCGGCAGCGGCGGCGGCGCUGCCGUCCAUGCCGCGGCUGCCGUUCAUGGCCCCGCAACCGGUGGUGCCCAGCGCGCCGGUGAGCGUGGGCCCGGUGCCGGCCUACCGGGGCCACAUGCCCGCGGUGGGCAUCACGGAGCCGUACGGGCACUACAUCGGCGUCAACCACCUGCAGCCGGCGCCGCCGCCACCGCAGGUCCAGCACUACGCGCAGGGCGUGAGCUACUACCCGCCGCCGCUGGGGGCGACGGCGAAGGCCGUGCAGCAGGCUGCAGAGCUUCACCACGUGCCGGGGCCCGGCGGCAGCAUCAUGCCCGCCGGCGCCGCACCCGGAGUGCUGCUCCCGGAGAGCGCGCAAGGCAGAGGGCCAGGUACGGUGCCAUGCGCUCCGCCCUUCUCAUCCUCCGCUUCAGUUUUUGGGCUACAAAUGGGAGCACUACGAUGAGAUGACAACUGCGGCCCUGUACAAGAAUCUACUGUUCGCUUCAGUUUCUACGGGUUUGCAUCUCGAUCGACGAGUUCGGUUCUUGCCGAAUAAAGUUGGGUAGCGUGUAAAGCGAGGGGACAAGUACGAUACGGUUUGACUGUUUCAAGCCUUCCAUCACUUACCAUCGGCAUCUCUGCUGUCAACGAAAUCGGAGGAGUUAGAGCUGGAUUACGUGCCUCAAGGUUUGCCACAUGGGCCACAUUUAGUGCUAGAUCGUUUUGGGGGACCCAUGCGCUAGUAAAGAAUCCUUUUAUUUUUGUGCCUCCUCACGGUCUAAACGAUCUUAUAAACCAGGGGAAAUAUUCAAAACUUAUAAAUUUUUAUCAAUAAUUAGUGAAAUUGUUAGAGCAUAGAACUUAUAUCAAUAGGUUUGUGUUAAAAAUAACUCUAAAAUGGUAUUGAUUUUUUAUCCUCUGGCUUUAUAUUAUAAAAUAAAAUAAUGAUUAAAAAAUAGUUUACAUGACUUUUCUUUCUCUAGUUUAAUAUCAUUACUAUUUUUAGAUGGAGGGUAGAUGGGAGUGGCUUUUUGUUUGUAGCUCAAGCUCCUUAGCUCUAUGAUACACUAACUUUUGUGAGGAACACAUGGAAAUUGAUAAGAGUGAUUAUGACUGGAAUUGAAUAGAAAGCAGUGAGAAACAUAUUUUUAGCUCCUAUAUCUUCCAGUUUAUAUGGUGAAGUACUUCUUGACUAAUCCACACUAACAUAUAUGUGCAAUUGCUGUUUGGCUAGCCGGAAAUGAUUUUUAAUCGAUAAUCCGCUCCAUGGAGCGCUACCAAGUGGCCUCUAAUUCUUAGCUCCUGCUCCUUAAUCUCUGAUGGAGUGAUUCUAGUUAGAGAGAGAUUAAUAAGGUGGGACAGUACGUGUGGAAAGCGAUUUAGGUGACAUUUGUAACUGGAGUAGUGAAAAGGAGUUAUUUCUCCUAGGUUCUAGUGUAAAUAAAGAAGUAUUUUAUUUUGUCAA
This is a messenger RNA of Zea mays, 3127 nucleotides long. RefSeq lists its product as uncharacterized. NCBI's taxonomy places the organism in Eukaryota, Viridiplantae, Streptophyta, Magnoliopsida, Poales, Poaceae. The record is from RefSeq and is a predicted model, not a curated record. Gene Ontology annotation, molecular function: DNA-binding transcription factor activity; protein dimerization activity. The transcript has 8 exons. Gene Ontology annotation, biological process: regulation of DNA-templated transcription. Bases 425 to 2125 code for a protein of 566 amino acids.